Molecule: messenger RNA, 1941 nt
Organism: Solea solea (common sole)
Lineage: Eukaryota; Metazoa; Chordata; Actinopteri; Pleuronectiformes; Soleidae
Gene: ddost
Product: dolichyl-diphosphooligosaccharide--protein glycosyltransferase subunit (non-catalytic)
Exons: 11
Coding region: 38-1438 (466 amino acids)
Cellular component (GO): endoplasmic reticulum membrane; oligosaccharyltransferase complex
Source: RefSeq, a predicted model, not a curated record
GUCUCCUGCUAACGCUGACGUCCACUUCUGCAGCAAAAUGGUGUCGCUGACAGGAGACGUGCAGACAAACCGGUCUAAUUCUUUACCAACGUCUAACAAACGGAGCAGAAUGGCGACCCAAAUGAGGUUUAGGCUCAUGGACAACCGUGUUAUUAUGCUCCUCUCGUUAGCCUCCAUGCUGCAUUGUGCUCUGGCUGACGGCAAGACGCUGGUUCUGCUGGACAACCUCAACAUCAGAGACACCCAUUCAAUGUUCUUCCGCAGCCUGGCAGAUCGUGGCUUUGACCUUUCAUUCAAGACAGCUGAUGAUCCCUCCCUAUCUCUGAUCAAAUACGGCCAGUUCUUGUAUGACCACUUAGUCAUCUUUGCUCCAUCAGUUGAAGACUUUGGAGGAAAUAUAAAUGUGGAAACCAUUACGUCCUUCAUUGACGGUGGAGGGAAUGUUCUGGUUGCUGCCAGUUCAGAUAUCGGUGACCCUCUGAGGGAGCUGGGAAGUGAGUGUGGCAUUGAAUUUGAUGAGGAGAAGACUGCUGUUAUUGACCAUCACAACUAUGAUGUGUCUGAUCCUGGAGAGCACUCUUUGAUUGUUGCUGACCCAGAGAACCUGCUGAAAGCUCCCACUAUUGUUGGCAAACCCACCAACAAGCCUGUUCUAUUCAAGGGUGUUGGCAUGGUGGCAGACCCAGAGAACCCACUUGUCCUGGACAUUCUCACAGGCUCUUCCACCUCUUACUCCUUUUUUCCUGACAGACCCAUCAGUCAGUACCCACAUGCUGUUGGCAAGAACACCCUGCUGAUCGCUGGCCUUCAGGCCAGAAACAAUGCCAGAGUGGUUUUCAGCGGCUCACUGGAAUUCUUCAGCGAUGCUUUCUUUAACUCUGCUGUGCAGAAGGCCACAGCCGGAUCCCAGAGGCAUGAGCAAACAGGAAACAUGGAGCUGGCAGAGGCUCUGUCUCGUUGGGUGUUCAAGGAGGCCGGAGUCCUCAGGGUGGGAGCUGUUACCCAUCAUCCUGUGGGAGAGACCUCUCCCCCAGCAGCAUAUACCAUCACUGACCUUGUGGAGUACAGUGUUGUCAUUGAGAUGCUGUCAGAAGGCCGCUGGGUCCCUUUCGAUGGAGAAGACAUUCAGCUCGAGUUUGUUAGGAUUGACCCCUUCGUCAGGACUUACCUCAAGAAAAAUGGAGGUAAAUACACCAUCCAAUUCAAGUUGCCUGAUGUGUACGGAGUCUUUCAGUUCAAGGUAGACUACAACCGACUGGGAUACACACACCUUUACUCCUCCACCCAGGUAUCAGUGCGCCCCCUGCAGCACACUCAGUACGAGCGUUUCAUCCCCUCAGCCUUCCCUUACUAUGCCAGCGUCUUCUCCAUGAUGUCGGGUCUCUUUGUCUUCACCAUAGUUUUCCUGCACAUGAAAGAGAAGGAGAAGUCAGACUAAUGUGGAGAAACAGCGGGGAUGUGAAAAUGAGAUUAGAAAUUUUAACUUGUGUGAAUUGAAUUUGCUGAAUUUUGAUGUUUGGAUGGCUCUAAUCAUCACACAGGGACUUGGGACUGCAGUCUGUGAUAAAAAAAUAAAUAAAAAUACAGUUUCUUUUCAGUUGUUGGAACUUUCAACUAUUUGGGGAGAGGCCAAACGGGAUCCUGACUGGGUUUUUUUCUACUUGGUAAUAAUUUAAAGACCUGUACUUGUUCUGAAGUGAGUUGGUGUUUAUAUAAAGUUGCUUUACAAUUGAUAAAAUGUAUUCAAGUAGAGCACUUGCCCUGGGACAUGAAAGUAAUACAUAAAACAUUUGACCCCCAUUUUGUCAGUCAGGAAAAAUUCUUGUAGUAACUACAUGCACUGAAUAUGUCAACGUUUUUGUUUUUGAUAAAACUUUAAUGUGUUUCCAAAAAUCAUCAUCUUAAUAAAACACUGACAUUCCACUCAGUAGAAACACUUGA